CAUUCUACAAAAGAUCCAGUUAGUUUCGCAAUCAAUAAUAUUCAAGAAAGUGAAUUACAAAACAAUUAUUCAAACUUAGCCAAAAUUACCUUACCGAUAUCUUUAAAUUAUAAUUCUAGACCAGGACAUAUAGGAUUAUUGGACAUACCAUUUUUUGGCAAUUUAAUUUUCAACAAUGAAUCAUUAAAUCUUGACUAG
Molecule: messenger RNA, 198 nt
Organism: Funneliformis geosporum
Lineage: Eukaryota; Fungi; Glomeromycota; Glomeromycetes; Glomerales; Glomeraceae
Source: the annotation of a GenBank genome assembly